AUGCAGAAAGGGAUGAGGCUCAAUGAUGGCCAUAUCACCUAUCUGGCUCUUUUGGCGAAGAAGGAUGGGACGAGGCGAGGUUGCCUGAGUAAGAAAAGCUCCGACAACACAAAAUGGCAUUCAAAGUGGUUCGCUUUGUUGCAGAAUAUGCUGUUUUAUUUCGAAAACGACUCCAGCUCACGCCCAUCCGGACUGUACCUGUUGGAGGGAUGUGUUUGUGACAGGGCACCGUCCCCGAAACCACCUCUCUCAGCAAAGGAAUGCUUAGAGAAGCAGUAUUACUUCACUGUCACGUUCAGCCAUGACAACCAGAAGGCUCUGGAGCUGCGAACAGAGGAUGUCAAAGACUGUGAUGAGUGGGUGGCGGCCAUCACACAGGCCAGCUACAGGAACCUAGCUACAGAGCAUGAGACCCUCAUGCAGAAGUAUCUCCAUCUACUCCAAAUAGUGGAGACGGAGAAAACGGUUGCCAAGCAACUUCGACAACAGAUAGAGGAUGGGGAAAUCGAGAUAGAGCGGCUAAAAUCAGAGAUAGCUGGACUGCUCAAGGACAAUGAGAAGAUCCAGUCAAAUCCAGAGGUACCUCCCAGUGACGAUGAUACUGAGAUUAAGAAGAUCAAAAAGGUCCAGAGUUUCCUGCGUGGUUGGAUUUGCCGCAGGAAGUGGAAAACGAUCAUCCAAGACUACAUCCGUUCACCCCACGCUGAAAGCAUGAGGAAGAGGAACCAGGUGGUGUUUAGCAUGCUAGAGGCCGAGGCUGAAUACGUCCAGCAACUCCACAUCCUGGUCAACAACUUCCUGAGGCCUCUCCGCAUGGCCGCCAGCUCCAAGAAGCCGCCCAUCACUCACGAUGAUGUCAGCAGCAUCUUCCUUAACAGUGAGACCAUCAUGUUCCUCCAUCAGAUCUUCUACCAGGGCCUGAAGGCCAGGAUAGCCAGUUGGCCGACACUGGUGCUGGCUGACCUGUUUGACAUCUUGCUGCCCAUGCUGAACAUCUACCAGGAGUUUGUGAGGAAUCACCAGUACAGUCUGCAGAUCCUGGCCCACUGCAAACAGAACCGAGACUUCGACAAGCUGCUGAAGCAGUACGAGGCCAAACCUGACUGUGAGGAGAGGACACUCGAGACCUUCCUCACGUACCCCAUGUUUCAGAUCCCUCGCUACAUCCUGACAUUGCAUGAGUUGCUGGCUCAUACUCCUCAUGAGCAUGUGGAGAGAAACAGUUUGGACUACGCCAAGUCAAAACUGGAGGAACUUUCCAGAAUCAUGCAUGAUGAGGUGAGUGAGACGGAGAACAUCAGGAAGAACCUAGCUAUUGAGCGGAUGAUUGUGGAGGGUUGUGAAGUGCUGCUGGACACCAGUCAGACAUUUGUUAGGCAAGGUUCUCUGAUCCAAGUGCCAAUGAGUGAGAAGGGGAAGAUCACGAGAGGCCGACUGGGCUCGCUGUCUCUGAAGAAAGAAGGCGAAAGACAAUGUUUCCUCUUCUCGAAACAUCUCAUCAUCUGUACUCGCGGCUCUGGGGGAAAACUUCACAUCACUAAGAAUGGAGUAGUCUCUCUCAUAGACUGCACACUGAUGGAGGAGCCGGAGGGAACAGACGAUGAGUUAACAGUUGUGUUGGGGGUAGCAAAAGCCAAAGGGGAGCGGAGUGGCCAAGACACAGAGCACCUGGACUUUAAAGUGAUGGUGGAGCCCAAAGAAGGCCAGCCCUUCACCGUCAUCCUGGUGGCUUCAUCUCGACAGGAAAAGUCAGCGUGGACUAGCGACAUCAGCCAGUGCAUUGACAACAUCCGCUGCAAUGGUCUGAUGAUGAACGCCUUCGAGGAAAACAGUAAAGUCACUGUGCCACAGAUGAUUAAGUCAGACACCAGCUUGUACUGUGAUGAUGUCGACAUCCGCUUCAGCAAGAUGAUGAACUCCUGCAAGGUGCUGCAGAUCCGCUACGCCAGCGUGGAGCGUUUGUUGGAGAGGCUAACCGACCUGCGCUUCCUCUCCAUCGACUUCCUGAACACCUUCCUCCACUCCUACCGCGUCUUCACCAGCGCUGACGUUGUGCUGGACAAGCUCAUCACCAUCUACAAGAAGCCCAUCAGUGCCAUCCCUGCGCGUUCUUUGGAGCUUUUCUUUGCCAGCAGCCAGAACAACAAACUCCUCUACGGCGAGCCACCCACGUCGCCGCGUGCCAGCCGCAAGUUCUCCUCCCCUCCUCCUCUCUCCAUCACCAAGACGUCCUCGCCCAACCGCCGUCGCAAGCUUUCGCUCAACAUCCCCAUCAUCACAGGGGGCAAAGCCCUGGACCUUGCUGCACUCAGCUGUUCUCCCAAUGGCUAUGCAAGCAUGCACUCCACCAUGUCACCCUUCAGUAAGACGACACUCGACAUCAACAAGCUCUAUGUGUCCAGCACCAUGGCUAACAAAAUCCCAGACGAGGGAGAGGCCAAAGCCGAAGGCAAGGCUGAUGAGUCUGUCCUCAACAAGCAAGAUCUGUCUGUGAGAGAGGAAUGUGCUGAGGACCCAAGUCAGAGUGACGAAACGGAGGCAGAAAUGUCCCCUCCCAAGUCACCGUCAACACCUAAGAACGUCAAGUCAAAAAACUCUGAGUUUUCUCUGUUUUCCUUCAACAAUGGCAUGGUGGUGUCAUCUUGCCGAGAGCUGGACAAUAACCGCAGUGCCCUCUCUGCCGCCUCGGCCUUCGCCAUCGCCACCGCUGGUGCCAAUGAAGGCACGCCAACCAAGGAGAAGUACCGUCGUAUGUCACUCGCCAGCACAGGCUUUCCUACAGACCAGAGGAAUGGGGACAAAGAGUUUGUUAUCAGAAGAGCUGCCACAAACAGAGUCUUGAAUGUGCUGCGUCACUGGGUCUCCAAACAUGCACAGGACUUUGAGCAGAACACAGAGCUGAAGAUGCGGGUAAUUGGCUUCCUGGAGGAGGUGAUGCAUGACCCAGAGCUCCUCACACAGGAAAGAAAGGCAGCUGCCAACAUUAUCAGAACUCUCACUCAGGAGGACCCCGGAGACAACCAGGUCACCCUGGAAGAGAUCACACAGAUGGCCUUGGAGGACUGUAAGACUGAGCCGUUUGACAGCCACUCUGCCCUGGAGAUAGCUGAGCAACUCACGCUGCUGGACCACCUGGUCUUCAAGGUCAUCCCAUACGAGGAGUUCUUUGGUCAAGGCUGGAUGAAGAACGAUAAAAACGAGAGAACUCCGUACAUUAUGAAAACAACCAAGCAUUUCAACGAUAUCAGCAACAGGAUCGCCACUGAGAUCUUGCAAUGGGACGAUGUUAACAUGCGAGUGGCAGUGAUCGAGAAAUGGGUGGCAGUGGCUGACAUCUGCCGCUGCCUCCACAACUACAACGCCAUGCUGGAGAUCACAUCCUCUCUCAACCGCAGCUCCGUCUUCCGCCUCAAGAAGACCUGGCUCAAAGUCUCCAAGCAGACAAAAACUGUGAUUGACAAGUUACAGAAGCUGGUGUCAUCAGAGGGACGAUUCAAAAACCUGAGAGAAGCUCUGAAGAACUGUGACCCUCCCUGCGUUCCUUACCUGGGAAUGUACCUGACUGACCUGGCCUUCAUCGAGGAAGGAACACCCAACUACACCGAGGACAACCUGGUCAACUUCUCUAAGAUGAGAAUGAUAUCUCACAUUAUCAGAGAGAUAAGACAAUUUCAGCAAACAGCUUACAAGAUUGAUUAUCAACCAAAGGUUGCAAAGUACUUGCUGGACAGCAGUACAGCACUGGAUGAGGAGAGCCUGUAUGAAGCGUCUCUGAGAAUUGAGCCCAAAACUUCAUCAUGAACGUGAUCUCUCCCACCCUCAACCCUCAUACGGAGUGUACAGGAACAAUAUAUGAUAAUGUACAUAUACUAUUAUUUGUAUUAGACACAGUAGGCUGUGCCCUUCUAGUAUGUGCUCCCCAAUGGACUCGUGCAUAAUCGUUAUUAGAGACUGAGUAGAAGCCCAGAGAGGUUUUCUUUAUAUAUUUACAGAGUAUUUAUAUGUUACUUAUCGUCUUAAAUACCAUUUUAUGAUAGUUAUUUUCAACCACAGAAUAAACAGAUAAGAGGGUA
This is a messenger RNA of Micropterus dolomieu (smallmouth bass), 4073 nucleotides long. Its product is annotated as ras-specific guanine nucleotide-releasing factor 1-like. Gene Ontology annotation, cellular component: plasma membrane. Lineage: Eukaryota; Metazoa; Chordata; Actinopteri; Centrarchiformes; Centrarchidae. The coding region runs from base 1 to 3801 and encodes 1266 amino acids. The transcript is spliced from 28 exons. Gene Ontology annotation, molecular function: guanyl-nucleotide exchange factor activity; protein binding. The record is from RefSeq and is a predicted model, not a curated record. Gene Ontology annotation, biological process: Ras protein signal transduction; positive regulation of GTPase activity.